CCGUUUCUCUCUCUCUCUCUUUCUCUUUUCAUCAACUUGUUCCAGUUUCUUGUGAAAUAUCAGAUUCUAGGGUUUUAAUUUUUUUUCGUAGUCUCUUAACUAUUCCCGUUUAUUUAUUUCAUUUUUUUUCAGACAAACAGUAAAUAGUAAGCUUAAUUAAAAAGUUUUGCCAUUGAAGUGGACAGAUUUUUUUUUUUCUUUCCUCAAAAGGUGUAUGGUCACCUUUAACGAAGAAUGAAGGAGAGUGGUAGAAAACAAGGUGCACUAUCGCCUUGCGCAGCUUGCAAGCUUCUCCGUCGUAGAUGUACUCAGGAUUGUGUCUUUGCUCCAUACUUUCCAGCCGAUGAGCCUCACAAGUUUGCCAGUGUUCACAAGGUUUUUGGAGCAAGUAACGUUAAUAAAAUGCUACAGGAACUACCAGAGCACCAACGAAGUGAUGCGGUGAGUUCGAUGGUGUAUGAAGCAAAUGCAAGGGUACGUGACCCAGUAUAUGGGUGUGUUGGGGCAAUAUCAUCCUUGCAGCAACAGAUUAAUUCUCUGCAAACCCAGUUGGCCAUUGCACAAGCUGAGGUAGUUCACAUGAGAAUGAGACAAUAUGGUUCGUCUUCCAAUAAUAUCACAGGCACUCUGGACAUGGUAAUUGAUCAGGCCAACUCUGGGGAGUCUUUGUGGUCAUGCUAGCUAUUGCUUUGCUUUGCUUUGCUUUGCAGUUUGCAUGCUUGCCUUCCCUUUUUGCCUACAUAAUUAUUUAUCAACCAUAAUGGGCUUGCUUUUAUUGUCUCCCUCUUUCAUGCCCUUCUGCUUAUUUUCCCUUAAUAUUAACAGCACAUCUCUCUAGCUACUUGACCAAGAGGUGAUGAUGAUGGUGAUCAUUAACCAUUUUGUAUAUAUAUUUCUCAACAUAUAAUUAUGAGUUAUUAUAUCUUUAUUAC
Manihot esculenta (cassava) is the source of this 932-nucleotide messenger RNA. Its product is annotated as LOB domain-containing protein 4. The record is from RefSeq and is a predicted model, not a curated record. NCBI's taxonomy places the organism in Eukaryota, Viridiplantae, Streptophyta, Magnoliopsida, Malpighiales, Euphorbiaceae. The transcript has 2 exons. Bases 235 to 681 code for a protein of 148 amino acids.